CCCGGCUCCCGGGAAAAGCCGGUGGGUCUGCGCUCCGAGGUGUGCCCGCCCGCCCGCGCGUGUUGGCGGCUGAGGCGGAGGGCGCGGGGCUGUCCAAGUUCCCAUUUGGUCGCCGUUUGCCCUGCGACAUCUACUGGCACGCUGUCUCGUUUCACGACAAUGCCAUUUAUUCUGGCCAGGUCAACAAAUUUCCAGGCAUGACCGAAAUGGUGCGGAAGGUCAACCUGAGUCGUGCCAUGCGGACAAUGCAGGAGCUCUUCCCGGAGGAGUACAACUUCUACCCCCGUUCCUGGAUCCUCCCGGACGAGUUUGCCAUCUUUCUCACCGAGGUAAACCUAAUGAAAGAGAGCAACCCCAGGUGGAGGCCCACCUUCAUAGUGAAGCCCGACGGAGGUUGCCAGGGGGACGGCAUUUACCUCAUUAAGGAUCCCACCGAGAUCCGGAUGAUGGCGAACCUGCAGAGCAGGCCAGCGGUGGUCCAGGAGUACAUGUCCAAGCCGUUCCUGAUCGACAAGCUGAAGUUCGACAUCCGUCUGUACGUCCUGCUGAAGUCGCUGGAUCCCCUGGAGGUCUACAUCGCCAAGGACGGGCUCUGCCGGUUCUGCACCGAGCCCUACCAGGAACCGGCUCUGAGGAACCUACACCAGGUGUACAUGCACCUGACCAACUAUUCGCUCAACAUCCACAGCGGGAACUUUGUCCACUCGGACAGCGGCAACACCGGGAGCAAGCGGAUGUUUUCCAGCAUCCUCGACAAGCUGUCGUCCGGCGGCAUUGACAUCCGGAAGGUCUGGUCUGAUAUCAUUUCACUGGUCGUCAAGACCGUGAUCGCCAUCGUCCCCGAGCUGAAGGUGUUCUACCAGUCUGAUAUUCCCGCUGGGAAGCCGGGGCCUUCUUGCUUUCAGAUUUUAGGGUUUGACAUCCUGCUGAUGAAGAAUCUGAAGCCGAUAUUGCUGGAAGUCAAUGCCAACCCCAGUAUGAAAAUUGAACACGAGCGGGAGGUUUCUCCAGGAGUUAUAGAAUACAUUCCCAGCCCUGUGGAUGAAGAAGUCAAAGUUGCCAUCAUCCGCGAUACCCUUCGCUUAGUGGAUCCUCACAAGAAGAAGAAGGAGCAGGUGGCCCAGGCUUCGGCCGAACCGGCAGAACUCGCGGCCCAGGACAGGGACAGCUUGUUCGAAGAGGGGCUGGAGAGCAAGCCGGAGGAAGCGCCCGAAGCCGGGCCCCCCGCCCUAUGCCUGAAGCAGGUGUUCCCCAAGUACGCCAAGCAGUUCAGCUACCUGCGGCUGGUGGAACGCAUUGCCGCUCUCUUCAUCCGCUUCCUGGGGGUGAAGGGGACCACCAAGCUGGGGCCCACCGGCUUCCGGAUGUUUAUAAGGAACAGCAAGAUAAGCAACAGCGGCUUCAGCAUGGCUGCGGGGGAUAUCCUUUACAUCGACAUCACCCGCCGGGGGAUCGGGCCCAGCAUGGACCAGCGAGAUGCUGGGAUGAGCCUGCAGGCCUUCGUGGAGGCCGUGUGCUUCCUCGCCCAGCGGAGGUACAAGUCCCUCUCGCUGCACGAGCAGGUGGAGCUGCUCCUGGACUUCUGCGAAUGCAACUUGGCCACGCUGGACGAGAAACGCCUGGCCUGCAGCCGGGGCGUCCCCGAACGGCAGGCCACGCUGGUCACCUGCCCACAAGAUCAGCUGCAGCUCAGCCCCACCACGCCCGGGGCGGCUCCGUUCCACAGAACCGCGGCCCAUAAGUUUGUGGACUGCAGGAGCUCCCAGCCCUGAAGAGGACGUGUUUCGCCGGGUCGACGUGAAGGUCUUGCCGGCCUGUGCCACAGGAGGGGAAGCGGUGCCAAGCCUUCCCCCAUCAGAGUUGGCAUUUUUGACGCAGCGAUGCCCCUCAGGCCAACUCCUGGUGGCACAGCGCUCCUCCCUCUGUCGGCCGGAGGGCUGCUUCCGGCAUUUGUCAGAACUGAGGAACGAGCCGGUCCUUGGAUCGAAAGGAGUCCUCUCCGGCGACCGGCUGCGCAGGGCCUCGCCCGGGUCUCUGUGGGCCGGUGGAAAGUUUGUUGGGCCAAGAGGUUGAUGGUGCACCGAGAGGUAGAAAUGGUGGGGAGUGUGGGUUAUGGAGAACUAAAGUCCUAUUUAUGUAUUCCAGCUGCUUUGUGAGCGUUGUCUUCAUUGGAGGGAGCUACGGAGGAGCAGCAGCGUGGGGGUGCUCGCGGUGCAUGAAGGGGCCAGUCCCCCAAUCCAGAUGCGGAGCUGCUACUUGCCUUGGCACAGCAGCUGGAUUUCCAGCCCCUUUGGUCUUGCUGCAAGCAGGGCUCUCUGCCCCUGCCUCCGACAGCUCCGGAGCCCUGCGGGCC
Python bivittatus (Burmese python) is the source of this 2353-nucleotide messenger RNA. RefSeq names its product tubulin tyrosine ligase like 11 (gene TTLL11). Gene Ontology annotation, cellular component: ciliary basal body. NCBI's taxonomy places the organism in Eukaryota, Metazoa, Chordata, Lepidosauria, Squamata, Pythonidae. Gene Ontology annotation, biological process: protein polyglutamylation; microtubule cytoskeleton organization. The record is from RefSeq and is a predicted model, not a curated record. Gene Ontology annotation, molecular function: tubulin binding; tubulin-glutamic acid ligase activity.